AAGCGGGGAGCGCGCCUGUCUGGCCAGUGGUAGACAGGCGUCGAAGGAGGCGCGCGUUGUUUGGGUGAUUUAACUGGCAGGAUUCGCAGUAGCGGCUUCAGCCUCGAGCGAAAAGUUUGUCAGGCACAAAACGUAUCGCUGCAGUUCGCACGUAAAGAAGAUUAACGGGACCUGUGGGAUAAAGCUGCGAGCUCUGAAGAAAGGACAGCAAAGGAACAUGCCGCUUCUUUCCCUGCGUGCCGGAGUCCUGUUCCUGCUCGGCACGGCACUCAUCGCUGAAGUCGCAGGAAAUUGUGGACCACCUCCAGUGAUUUCUAAUGUUGUGCUCAAACCCGAAUAUAUGGACAAGCAGGAGUUUCCUGAAAACAGCAGAGUUGUUUUCACCUGUGAACCUGGUUACCUCCGAUCAAGAGGGGUAUAUGUUACUUAUUGUCGCAAUGGAAAAUGGACAGUGAAUCUGAAAUGUGAACGAAAGUCCUGUGGCUCUUCAGAGGACCUCAUGAAUGGGUACUUUGAAUAUGAGGGGAUCUUAUUUGGUGAUAAGGCUCAUGCAGUCUGCAAUGAGGGAUUUCAUUUGGUUGGGAAAGGUUAUAGAACAUGUCUUGCCAAUGGACAAUGGGAGGAUUAUAUGCCAUUAUGUGAAGUUUCUCAAUGCCCAGAACCACCUGAGAUCCCUAAUGCUGAAAUCAUUACUCCACCUUCAAACUCAUACAGUUACAGCACAGUUGUCAUUUACCGGUGUAUUAGUGGACAAUUAAUUGGAAAUAAGGAACUAGUGUGUGAUGAAGCUGGAAACUGGACUGGAACGAUACCCGAGUGCAAAGAGGUGAAUUGUCCCAAUACUUUUUUGCCCAAUGGCAGGAAGACUGCAGGAUUUGGACCAUUCUAUCGGUAUGGUGAUUCUGUCAGCUUUGCUUGCAACUCCGGAUAUGAGCUUCAAGGAUCCAGUAUGGUUUCUUGUCAGCAGAAUAGUCAAUGGGCGCCUUCUAUCCCCACAUGCAUUAAAACUUCUUGUCCAAGUCCACCUGAUAUUGAACAUGCACACCCAGCCUUUAGAAGUGGAGUUCCAUUGAAAUAUACUAAAGGUGUGAAAAUUAACUAUGAGUGUGACCAAGGAUAUAUCGGUAUCGGUGAAAGCAGACUUGUGAACUGCACAGAGCAGCUAGAGUGGACCAAGCCAAAGUUCAUCUGCCUUCGCAAUUGUGGCCCUCCUCCUAAGAUAGCUAAUGGAAAGUUUAAUGGAAAGAAGUAUACAUACCGAUCAGAAAUUACAUAUACAUGCAUCAAGGGGUUCACAUUGGUAGGACAAUCUAUGAUGACCUGUACCCAGAAUGGCUGGAGUAGUAGACCCCCAUACUGCAAAGUUUCAGGUAAAUGUCCGAUGCCAUUUGUUCCAAAUGCAUAUCUGAAGCCAUCACAAGGAACAAUGUUUACUGUUGGAACUAAAUUGGUGUUAAAAUGUCACUCUGGGUAUGAAGUGGAGGAGAACCAGCUUAAAAUAACCUGCCUACCCAACUUAACAUGGUCUGACCCGGGCAAAGUCUGUCAACGCAAGUCUUGUGGACAUCCUCCAGAGGUGCAAAAUGCAAAGCAACAUAUCAGCGGAACCAGAUUUAAUGAUACAGUCUUGUACACCUGCCAUGAUGGAUAUAAACCCAAAGAGAAAACUAUCAGGUGCAAAAAUAAGGGUUGGGAAAAACCUCCAGUGUGCACUCUGAAGAGAAGAAGUUAACAGCAUAACAUCCCAAGUGAUCAGAAAGAUGUGAGAACACAGAUUCCUGCUUCCUAUCGUCUAAGCUCCUGAGACUACCAGAUGCUCUUUGACUUUCCUGUUCUUCAGUCAAGGCUUCUUCUGUUUGCACAGAUGGGUCUUAGGAUUUCCCCUUUAAAAGAAAGAAGAUGACUUACGAAAGUGGAAAUAGAAACAGAGCAGUCCAAGCAAUGGAAGAGACCUUUUGAGAUUCUCCAUUAUACUGGCCUAGGCAAGCAUGUGGUAUAUCCUAGCCACAUUUAUACAUGCAUCAGUGAUCUUCAUAAUAGCAAUAUGUAAUCUGAUUUAUUUUUCUAUUCAUUUAAUUCAACGGAAUACACUAUUUUUGUAAUCUGUAAUCCUUUUGUAGAACUGGAGAAUAAUAAUUGAUAAGCAAUGCAUGAACUCAUCAUGAAGUACACUUUGAUAAUCUCCUUUCCAUCUUUGGGCUUGAACAAACCUGAAAGCAACUGUGAAUGUGAAAAUGGUUGAUCACAAAUUAAACUCAUGUAUAAACCCA
Molecule: messenger RNA, 2270 nt
Organism: Erpetoichthys calabaricus (reedfish)
Lineage: Eukaryota; Metazoa; Chordata; Cladistia; Polypteriformes; Polypteridae
Product: sushi, von Willebrand factor type A, EGF and pentraxin domain-containing protein 1-like
Exons: 13
Coding region: 218-1732 (504 amino acids)
Source: RefSeq, a predicted model, not a curated record